AUGAAUGAUUCGGAGACUAAAAGAAGAAAAUUUAUUCAUGUGGGCUCGGCCCCCGUGCAACUCAAAAUAGCUUCUCAAUCCGCCAAGAACUGCAUAGCAUACGAAAGCACCUACCAAGUUGAAAAAGAUUGUAGCUGCUUAAUAUUCAUGAGCAACGGGGGCAGUAGCGGAUAUUUUUCGAGCCCUGACUACCCCUUCAGGUACCCCGCCAACAUUUCAUGCAUCCUCUACACCUUCGUUGGAGAGGCCGAUGAAAUUGUGGAGAUAAAUUUAAUUAGUUUAAAUAUCUUUGGUGACGACGAUGGCGUCACAAACGCUGACGCUGGUGGUUCUAAUGAAGGCGAUAAUACAUGUAACGACUACCUCAGCUUCUUCCUGAACAUCGAGCGACCGGAAAUCAUGGAUCGCCAACUUCCGGAUCACGUGAUCUGCGGAAACUUGACCGGAAACGGAAAAAAAUAUUAUUCAUCCGACAGAAGCCUUAUUGUGGAAUUUCAUUCAGGACCGCGUGCUAAAAAUACUGGAAUUAAAAACAAAAACAUCAAAACAAACAACAACAUCAACAUCUACAACAUCAACAACAACAUCGGUUUCAACGCUUCGUUCAGAUUUAUCGAUAAAAGGGGCAGCUUAAAAUGGGGCACCAAAUGCUCGUACGACUUCCGGAGUCGAAAGACAAUAAAAAUUGGCGUCCUCUUCUCGCCCCACUAUCCUCAGACUUACCCAACCAACGUCACCUGCACGUACAACUUCUAUGCCCUUCAAACAGAGGUCAUUAGUUUGACCUUUACUCAUUUGAAGAUAGGACGUGGAGAUGAUGAUGAUGAAAGGUAA
Helobdella robusta is the source of this 834-nucleotide messenger RNA. RefSeq lists its product as hypothetical. The transcript has 5 exons. The coding region runs from base 1 to 834 and encodes 277 amino acids. Lineage: Eukaryota; Metazoa; Annelida; Clitellata; Rhynchobdellida; Glossiphoniidae. The record is from RefSeq and is a predicted model, not a curated record. Gene Ontology annotation, cellular component: plasma membrane.